CAGAUAUUAUUUGUACAUUUUAGAGGAGGAGGUUGAAAUAAUCUUAAUCAAUAAUGUUUAUCGUAUGUUACAUACUUGUAUUGGAUUGUACAUAAAUUCAUCUACUUAUGAAAUAGAUACCAUAUAAUUAAAAGCGAAAAUAUAUGAUGAUACAGACUUCAGUAUGUGUUUCACUUGCUCAGAAAAAGAUCAUCAUAUAGACGUUCAUGGUAAUUUAAAAACAACAAAACGUUAUGCGAGAAAUCUUUCUCCGUUUUCCCGAAAAGGCAAGAUUUUAAAGUGAAUAUAUGGAAGGAUAUUGAAGGUCAAACAGCGGUCUCGUGUCUUUUGUCUAUGGUCAGUCAGUGAUCUUGUGAAUAUUAUCUCAGGAUGAACGCCCUAUCUGCAAGGAAAAAACAGAUCAUCAAAAUUGUUGUCAUGGGACCAGGCGCUUCUGGAAAAACUGUGCUGUGCAACAGAUUUGUAAAAAAAGAGUUUGUAAGCUGUCCAAGGGCAACUAUCGGAAGUGACUUUUACAUUGGUACAUUUGUGUUUGAUGGAGAGGAAUUUUCAGUUCAAUUUUGGGACACUGCUGGUCAAGAACGUUUUGGAACGAUGGACAAUAUGCUUUUUCGGCGUGCAAACGGAGUUGUAUUUGUGUAUGACGUAACAGAUGAAAGCAAUUUCGAAGAAACUGUGCGGUGGAUAGAGCACUACAGAAAGAUAUUUGACGGCGAUAUGAUAAUUGUUGGAAAUAAAAGUGAUUUGGGAGAAAAAAGAGAAGUGAGUACCCUUAGAGGUUACAAGCUUGCUUCGAAAUAUGGUGCCAAAUUUUUUGAAGUGAGUGCUAAAACUAAUGCCAGUGUCCAGGAAGCAAUAGAUACUUUACUAAGAACUGCAGCAGCAAGGAUGCUUGGAAAAAAGGUCCCAGAAGAAAUAUUACACGACCCUUAUGCGCUAGCUAUCUAUGAGAAAGCUUUGCAAGCCGGUAAAGAAAAGGAUAAGUCUAUUCGGGUAAACAUAGUCGGUAACUUCAGACAAGGUAAAACGACAUUAAUGAGAAGGUUGUUGGGGCAAGAAAUCAGAGACAUUACAAGUACAAAUGGAAUAGUUGUCGAACAGUAUAGAUGCAAGGAAACUAACGAUGGGACAUUGCAUUACACCAAAGCAGACGACAUUGAUACCUCGGAAUAUGUCCAGCGUUUAGUUUCGGUUGCUGUAAGCGGUGGGCUUAUAGAAGAAGAAGCGCAAGUUAAGUGUUUGUUGCAACAAACUAUAACAGGCGCAGAAAUCUCAAAAGAACCUAUGCAAACGACUAGUGAAGAUUUAGCCCAAAGUACAGAUACUAAAGAUAUAAUAAAUAAUUCAUUAAGCAAAAGUGAAACAAAAGAAGGUAAUCAGAAAAAAUCUUCAUUGUUAUCAAUAGAAGAAAAGGAUGUGUUUGCAAAAGCUCUGAAGACUAGUCAGCCAUCCUUACAAAAAGAAAAAGAGACUGUGUUUGAUAUUUGGGAUUUUGGUGGACAGUACAUUUUCUAUGCAACUCAUACAAUCUUUCACAGCAAAAGGGCAAUUUAUGUUUUGGUGUUUGACUUGUCAGUUGGCUUGAACCAAAUUGUCACUGAGGACCAGUUUCCAACAGAGUCGGAAAGUAGAGAUAUGAAAUAUUUCAUCAAUUUCUGGAUGAAUUCCAUUCAUUCGUUUGUUGGAUCCGAAGAUGGCUUAUUACCAAAGGUUAUCCUUGUAGGUACUCACAAAGACAAGCUGAAAGGUACGAAACGCGAAAAAGAAAUAUAUAUCAGCAAGUACUUUGAAGAGAUCAGAGAAAUGUUUGAUGGAACAAGUUUGUCAAACCAUAUUCAUUUUGACGAUUUUGCUGUUGAUAAUACUAAUGCAAAAGAUACUUCUGUGAAAUCAUUGCGUGAAACAAUCAUAAGAAUUGGAGAUGAACAGUCAGAAACUUUUGAAAUACCACUGAAAUGGAUUCAGCUGGAGAAGUCAUUACUGGAAAGGAAACACCUAAAGCUUAUCUCAAUAAAGUUUGUCUUGGCAAUCGAUUUUGAGAAUGAAUUUCCUUUGAGUGAUAAGGAAGAAGUCAAAUUAUUCCUUCGUUACCAUCAUGCAAAAGGGACAUUUGUUUAUUUUGAUGAAGAGCCGAUAUCAGAAUAUGUUGUGCUCGAUCCACAAUAUCUCAUAGAUGCAUUUAAAUGUAUACUCACAAGUGAACGUUUCUGCACAAAUGAACCAGAACUCCGCCCACUUUGGAGAAUGCUACUCACGGAGGGAAGACUUGAAAGACAACUGAUUGACCGGCAGUGGGGAAAACCUGAAGACAAAUUCAAAAUGUACAGAGAAAACAAAGAAAUUCUAUUGUCAUUUCUUGUGAAACAUCACAUUAUAUCAGAAGCUGCAGCUUUUGAUGAAAACACACACAAGUCAACAGGACUAGGGUGGUUUGUUGUCCCCAGUCUCUUGGCAGAUCAAUCAUCGAGAACAGAAUUUCACAAAUUUCUCAGUGGAAAGCAACAGACAAACGUUCGUUAUGUGAUAUCGUUCGACUGUUCGUCAAUUGCUCCUACAAUUUACCAUCGCUUGGUAUCAGCAGCAAUAGGUAAGUGGCCUAUAGCAAAAGCUGGCAAGAAAACGUUAAUUUACAAAGACACCUGUGUAGUUCGGUUGAACAUUGAUCAUGCUGGAAUAGCUGAGAUGAAAAAUAACAUGAUCGAGAUGACAGUAGUAAGUCUUUGUCCUUCAACAGGUAUAAACGGUGAACAAGCAGACAAUUUCCGGCGAUUUUCUGAAGCUGUAAUUACAGAUGAAUUUCAGAAAUUGCGGAGUGCCGAGGACAUCCACACAAAACCAUACACUAUUUGGUUUAGAUGUAAUCAUCAGAGUCAUGGCUUAAACGGUAGUGAAAAUCUAAAUGCAAUGAAGGAAAUGGAGAAUAGAAAAUUUGUUCCAUGUCCAGACUUAAUGACCCAUGAUGUCAACGUUGACAAGGCGAAGGAAGAGUGGUUUCAAGACAACAGGAAAAUAGUAGUUAUUCCAGACAACCAGUUGACUGACAUAUUGCUAGGCAACAUAUCACAGUGCAUCGGUAACAACUGGCAACUACUUGGUCUUGAACUAGGGCUAACACAUGUUCAGAUAGAACACAUUGUCGAAGACCAUCCACAUAGUGCAGUCAUGAGAAUAUACACAAUGCUUCAAACCUGGUGUCGGGAAGAUGAAGAUAAGGCAACGCUGAGAGCUCUAGUUGAGACAGCGCAAAGAUGUCCGCAAGUGAGCGUUGACUGGGACAAAUUGAGAAACAUCCUAGACAGAUUACAUUAAGAUAUCCUCACAAGAACUUUGAUUAGAAUGAUUAGGGCAUAUUGAGAAAUGUCUUAGAUAAAUUGCAUUAAGAAUACCUUACGUUAGCACUGAGCAAAACAAACUAAAAGCUAUCAAAAAUAAUUGUAGUUAAGAUGUUCUUACGUUUCAAUUCGGUUGGAAAAAUUAAAACAUCCAAUAAACAGACUGAGUUAAGUCCGUACCAUAGCCCUCAUAAACUGAAUUUAGAUUACAGACGCGAGCGUUCAUUGUGAAAAAUGAGAUACAUUGUAACUGUAUAAACUGAAAUUACACUAUAAAUGUGACAAAGUAUUGAAAACUUGUACUUAAGAAAGGAUUACCUUUACUUCCUGAUGUUGGAAAAUGGUUGUUUCUUUCUAUUUUAUGCUUAGGGUGUCGAAGACCUUGAAGGAAUGCGGUCCGUCUGUUCAUCAGUCCUACAUGCGAUACGUUGGUUGAUGCAAAUCAACCUCUUUUGGAAAUAGUGUGUCAUACAUUCAUUUUGUAUAUUGGGAAAACAUUGAAAUAAAGAUUAUUAUAUUUACAAAAAUACGAUUGCUGUUA
This is a messenger RNA of Mercenaria mercenaria, 3873 nucleotides long. RefSeq lists its product as uncharacterized. Bases 370 to 3309 code for a protein of 979 amino acids. NCBI's taxonomy places the organism in Eukaryota, Metazoa, Mollusca, Bivalvia, Venerida, Veneridae. The record is from RefSeq and is a predicted model, not a curated record. Gene Ontology annotation, molecular function: GTPase activity; protein binding; GTP binding. Gene Ontology annotation, biological process: signal transduction. The transcript is spliced from 8 exons.